Molecule: messenger RNA, 600 nt
Organism: Amphimedon queenslandica
Lineage: Eukaryota; Metazoa; Porifera; Demospongiae; Haplosclerida; Niphatidae
Product: dipeptidyl peptidase 3-like
Exons: 3
Coding region: 60-443 (127 amino acids)
Cellular component (GO): cytoplasm
Molecular function (GO): dipeptidyl-peptidase activity
Source: RefSeq, a predicted model, not a curated record
UAACGACUUACUAUUCGGGUAACUGUGGUAAAGAAGAUGCUGAAAUCAUAAAAGAAUUUAUGUUGAAUAAAGAUUUGAGCCCAUACAAUACAAGAUUGUUCAAGAGUGAAGAUGGGACCUAUGAAUUAAGAUUAGCAUCAUCUCUUACUAAUGAUACUCCUCCUAGUCCAAAUGAUAAAGUAUCAUCAUUACUUGGACCCCAUCAGUUCCCUUCCCCUAGAACCAGCUCUAGUGUCUCCAUUAAGAUAUCAAGAGGAGACUAUCAUACACUAAUGAAGAGGAUGAGUGAUGAACUGGAGGCGGCUGCUCAUCACGUUGCUAACAGGAACCAGAAGGAUAUGAUUGAUAGAUAUGUGUCUAGUUUUAGUAGAGGGUCGGUACCUGAUCAUGAAGAUGCAUCUCGUUAUUGGAUUAAAGAUAAAGGGCCAGUUGUUGAAACGUAAGUACCGUAUAGCGGGUUUGUUUCGUAGGGCUAAAUUUUCGUUCUUUUCGUUCUUCAAGAUGGGAGAACGAAUAAUUAACCAAACGAAAUUCCAGUUUUUAAUGGGCGUGGUAGCUUAUUAACGUCUUCAUAACAAAUGUUUAACCUCACGAAAGUCA